Molecule: messenger RNA, 423 nt
Organism: Cetraspora pellucida
Lineage: Eukaryota; Fungi; Glomeromycota; Glomeromycetes; Diversisporales; Gigasporaceae
Source: the annotation of a GenBank genome assembly
AUGGAGUAUUCAUUUAUUUCACGACAAACUUUUGAUGAUCUAGUCAAAAAAUAUAUUGAAAAUUUGGCACCAAACAAGAGAGAAAAGGCCUUGAUAAGCCAAGUUAAAUUACAACAAAUAAAGGAAGUUCUUCUUGAUCCCACAAAUACUAAAUUAUACACCUAUGAUUUAAUUUAUGAUACUUCACCUACAAUCGAGUUCUCAGUAAGUUUAAAUCAAGAUUUAAACUUAAAUAAUUUAAUUGAUAAUAUGGAUAAUGCACCCAUAAUUAAAUCAAGUCAAAAUUCAAGUUUAAACAAUUUGAUUGACGAUACUGAUACUAUAAUUGAAACUUCAACUGAUGAUACUGAAAUAUCUAUAAUUGAAUCGUCAAAUUUAAAUCCAAAUUUGAAAAUGGUAAAUUUAUUUAUAAUUAAUUAUUAA